GUCACUUUCUUAUCUUUUAUCUCCUCACUCCACUUCUCUUCGUUUUCUUCUCUCGCGUUGAUUCCUCACACCCAUCACACCCACCUCAUCCAUCACUCACCAUCACCUCCCCUGAUCCACCUACACGUCCUUGAUCUCUUUUUGUCUGUCUCGCUGUCCCACUUCACCAUGGCUGCACCCCUCCCUGCUUCGUCCUCCUUCUCCCACGCUGUUUACAACUCAAAGGUCGUGCCCCUCACCGACCUUCCGGAGACCGGUCAGAUUAUCCUCAGCACCAAGCCCCGUCUGAUCAACCUCACCCACCAGAUCCCCUACGCCUGUACACUACUCGACAGAAAGGACUCCUCCAAUCCGCCUGGGACAAUCACCGGAUCCACCACCACCACAGCAAGCUCAACCGCAGCAUCUUCCUCGAUCCACAGGCGAUCAUCCUGUAUCGCAUCCCACCCACAUGCACUCCCCACACAAGACGCCGCGUCCACCUCUUCUUCUGCCACUGCUGGAUCGUAUCCCGAAUGCGGCUGGACUAUGGAGCAACGGCGGGGCCAUUCUGCACUCUACUCUGGAGUCAAGUCGCUCAAAAGGGAUCUGGAGACCAUCCAGAUUGGCUGGGUUGGUGAGAUCGCUGAUCAGGACGGGUACGUGGUUCCCUCCAAAAACCUAACAGAGUCACACAAGCAAGCCCUGCAGAACGAACUUUGGCACAAGGAAAGGGUUGUACCCAUCUUUAUGGAUGAUAGUCGCGCAGCUGGUCAUUACGAAGGAUACUGCAAGACCGUUCUCUGGCCACUCUUCCAUUACAUUCUCUGGGAUGAGGCCACGGAUGGCCGGAUCGAGGAGAGGAACUGGGACGAUUAUGUGUUUGUGAACCAGCAAUUUGCGAACGCCGUUGUGAAGCAGUAUCAGCCCGGCGAUAUCGUGUGGAUCCACGAUUACCAUCUCUUGUUGGUUCCUCAUAUGGUCCGGCAACAGCUCCCUUCUGCUGCUAUCGGCGUCUUCAUCCACGCGCCCUUCCCUUCAUCCGAGAUCUUUAGAUGUCUACCAAAACGCGUCGAAAUUUUGAACGGACUUUUAGGAGCAAAUCAAAUCGGUUUCCAGACAUAUUCAUAUGCCAGACACUUCAUCAGCAGCUGCACUCGUGUCAAUGGCUACGAAUCAACACCUCGUGGCGUUGAUGCCAUGGGUUCGACCGUGUGGGUCGGAACCUUUCCUAUCGGAAUUGAUGCAGAGAGGGUCGAGCGUCAGCGCAAGGCACCCGAAGUGCUGCCAAAGAUGGAUGCCAUUCGCAAGACCUACAAAGGAAAGCGUAUUAUCGUUGGGCGUGACAAACUGGAUCUCGUUAAAGGCGUUCAACAAAAGCUCCAGGCCUUUGAAAAGUUCCUGAAUGACUAUCCUGAGAUGCAAGGGGAGGUUGUUCUGAUCCAGGUCACAUCGCCACCGCUGGUCGAAAGCCCGAAACUGGAGGCUAAGAUCGCCGAGUUGGUUGCUCAUAUCAACGGCACUUAUGGAUCACUCAAUUUUACACCAGUGCACCACUAUCACCAGCACAUUGAUCGAGAUGAAUACUAUGCGUUACUUUCGGUGGCCGAUAUUGGGCUUAUUACUUCAGUCAGAGACGGUAUGAACACCACCUCGCUCGAAUACAUCAUGUGCCAGUCUGAGAACCACGGGCCCCUUAUUCUGAGUGAGUUCACAGGGACUGCCGGAAGUCUUGGCGGUGCAUUGAUGGUCAACCCAUGGGACUAUCAGGGCGUUGCGCGAGGUAUCUACGAUGCGCUGCACCUCUCUAAGGAGGAUAAGCGUGCUCGUCACAACCAACUCUUGAACCACGUUCUUAGUCAUACAGCUCAAAUUUGGGCGAAAUCCUUUAUCGCAGAACUAACUUUGCACGCGUGCACAUGGGACCAGUCAACUCCGACGCCCUAUCUCGACGUGAGCAUUAUUGUCGACAAGUAUCACCGCGCAAAGAAGCGUCUGCUAAUGUUCGACUACGAUGGUACGUUGACCCCGAUCAGAAAGACCCCGGGCGCAGCUGUCCCUCAGGAGCACAUGUUAAAAGCCUUGGCUGCGCUUGCUGCCGACCCCAAAAACAUUGUCUGGGUCAUAUCGGGUCGGGACCAGAAGGUCCUGGAGGACUGGCUAGGCGGCGUCGAGAACUUGGGGUUCAGUGCUGAGCACGGCUCCUUCAUGCGACAACCUGGCAGCAAGAAGUGGAUCAACUUGACCGAGACUCUCGACAUGAGCUGGAAAACUGAUGUGGCCGAAAUCUUUACCUAUUACACUGAACGCACUCAGGGGUCCUUCAUCGAGCAUAAACGCUCCUCGUUGACGUGGCAUUAUCGCUUGGCGGACCCAGAGUUCGGUGCUUUCCAGGCAAAAGAAUGCCAGAAUCAUCUCGAGAACGCUGUACUUUCCAAGUUACCCGUUGAGAUCUUGGUUGGCAAAAAGAACCUCGAGGUGCGCCCUACUAUUGUCAACAAGGGGGAAAUUGUUAAGCGUCUGUUAAGUCAGCAUACAGAUGUCGAAUUUGUCAUGUGCGCGGGUGAUGAUAAGACGGACGAGGACAUGUUUAGGGCGCUGGCAGGAAGCAACAGCGCGCAUGGCAGCAUCCUUAUCGGUGCUUCAGAGGAUGCCAGCAGUUUACUGGAGCCCUACAGUCCCAAUUUGGUCGCAGAAACCGCAGCCAAGAUUGCAGAGGCGACGCUGACACAUUCUCGAGAGCACUCACCCAACACGAAACAUAGUCGUUUGUCCAUCAACGGUGGCCCUUUAGCCGUCCAGGACGAGUCGAUCUUGAAGUUAUCCGUGAUGGUCUCUGGCGACGAUACUGCGUCAUCUCUAUCGGCCACUUCUUCUUCCACGGCGGCUAUACUGGAUUCCUCUGUGGAAUCGCAUGGGUCAUCCUCACAGGCAGUUGGCAAUGAGCAUUUUUCGGUUACAAUUGGACACGCGCUUAAGAAAACACUUGCCAACUGGCAUGUCACAAGUCCCGAAGAGUUGAUUCGCGUUCUCGGUAUCCUUAGUGGCACUGUCGAUAUCUAGACUUGUUCGGAUCGAUAGAAUUGCGAACGUACUUGUAUUAAAAGAUAUUUUGACUCUGAACAACAAGCCUAACAAGCCUGUUGUGCCUGAAUAUAUCCUUUUCCGGC
Gamsiella multidivaricata is the source of this 3149-nucleotide messenger RNA. Its product is annotated as glycosyltransferase family 20-domain-containing protein. Gene Ontology annotation, cellular component: cytosol; alpha,alpha-trehalose-phosphate synthase complex (UDP-forming). NCBI's taxonomy places the organism in Eukaryota, Fungi, Mortierellomycota, Mortierellomycetes, Mortierellales, Mortierellaceae. The record is from RefSeq and is a predicted model, not a curated record. Gene Ontology annotation, molecular function: catalytic activity. Gene Ontology annotation, biological process: trehalose biosynthetic process. Bases 169 to 3042 code for a protein of 957 amino acids. The transcript is spliced from 8 exons.